GAAGAACGGGAAAAAAAGAUUUGAUUGAUUGUUGUGUUUUGAGUUUGUUGUUUUGAAUACUGUAAAAUUUCUCUCUCACCCUUAGUUUAUUCUCUUCCUGUCUCAGUGUGGGUGCCUCUUUUAAUUGAUUCUAUCGAGGGUUUUGCAUCUGUUGUUCUUUGUUUGUAUUCUUCUUCAUCUUCUAAAUUAAAGUCCUUUUUUUCUCUUCUUCGUACUUUGACUCCAUUACCAAUUGGAUCUGAUUCUCUCUUCUUACUACCUCUCUUUCUUCAGUACUCGAUCACAAACUAGCUUCUGCCUUCUCUCUCAUAAAUCUGUGAAAGGUUGAGCCCCAGUACCUCAUAAAGAACAAUCCAUAGUUUGUACAUCUAAUCUUUUGUUUCUUGUUUAGCUCUGGUUUGACUUUCUGAUCUCAAGUCCUUAACUUCUAAAGAGCUAAAAAUAUAAACGAGAAAUCCUUAAAUUUGAUUUAAUUCUUUGCUUAAUCUUCUUCUCUUAUUUGCUAUUUUACCACAAUUCAACAAAACUGGCUAACCCUUGGUGGACCAAUCAAGUCAGCAUGCCGGGCAUGGACCCGGCUGCCAGUUCACCGAUUCUAAACAAACGUGACCUUGAAAUCUCUGUAAACGAAACCAGAGGCAAUGAAGAUGAAGAAGACAGAGACACUGGUGAUGAACCCAGAGAGGGAGCAGUUGAAAUUGGCAACCGCAGACCCCGAGGCAGACCUGCCGGAUCCAAAAACAAACCUAAACCACCAAUUUUCGUAACCAGGGACAGCCCUAAUUCUCUCCGUAGCCAUGUCAUGGAGGUGGCUGGUGGAGCUGAUGUGGUAGAAAGUGUAGCCCAAUUCGCAAGGAGGCGACAGCGUGGCGUUUGCGUGCUUAGUGGCAGUGGCUCCGUGGCCAACGUGACAUUACGGCAACCAUCAGCACCCGGUGCCCUGAUGGCACUACCAGGUAGGUUUGAGAUUUUAUCGUUGACUGGGGCUUUUUUGCCAGGACCAGCUCCUGCAGGCUCAAAUGGGUUAACGGUGUACUUAGCCGGCGGACAGGGUCAGGUGGUGGGAGGGAGUGUGGUGGGCCAACUUGUGGCAGCUGGCCCUGUGAUAGUUAUAGCCGCCACGUUUGCAAAUGCCACGUACGAGAGAUUGCCUCUAGAAGAUGAUGAAGAGACUGCUGGUCAAGGACAGAUCCAAGGGCCCGCUGAUAAUUCGCCUCCGCAAAUUGAAAGCAGUGGUCACCACCCUCACACUGCUCUUCCUGAUCCUUCACAAAUCUCUAUUUAUAAUCUGCCACCAAAUGGCGGUCAGCUACAAGAGGCUUAUAGUUGGGCUCACACGCGCCCGUCUUUCUAGCUAGAACUACAACUUCUAUUUAUAAAUUGAAGGUAGGAAGACUUUAACUUUGUGAAUCUUUUAUUAUUAUCAUUAUUGUAUAUAUUAUUUUUCUGCUUUUUAAAGAUAGUUCUUGAAAGAGGAUAGAAAGAAAGAAGGAAUAAGAAGAAGCGGGGGCGGAGCCAUUGUUUUGAAUGUAUAUUUAUAGCUUUUCUUUGUUUUCGUUUCUGUUUCCAAUAAAAAGAUUAUCGGACCAGAUUUUUUCUUUUGAAUUA
Messenger RNA from Mangifera indica (mango), 1608 nucleotides. Its product is annotated as AT-hook motif nuclear-localized protein 20-like. Gene Ontology annotation, cellular component: nucleus. The transcript has a single exon. The record is from RefSeq and is a predicted model, not a curated record. NCBI's taxonomy places the organism in Eukaryota, Viridiplantae, Streptophyta, Magnoliopsida, Sapindales, Anacardiaceae. Gene Ontology annotation, molecular function: DNA-binding transcription factor activity; minor groove of adenine-thymine-rich DNA binding. Bases 560 to 1354 code for a protein of 264 amino acids.